UGUGUUUGUGUGUGUGUGUGUUGUCUACACUGUGCUUUGUGAAGAUGAUGAUGAAGAUGUGCACUGGUGUGUGUGUGACUGGCGGUCUGCUGUUCUUCAUGUGUGUGUGUCUGAAUCAGCAGAUGCUGGAGGCCUGCAGCUGCGCUUCUGCACAUCCACAACAGCUCUUCUGCACCGCGGACGCAGUGCUGCGGGCAGAGAUAACCGGAGAGAAGAUCAAGCGCAGAGAAGACAUUAACCCGAUGUACGGCCUGGGGAAAGUACAGUAUGAGGUGCAGGUGAUAAAGGUGUUCAAGGGCUCGGACAGAAUAAAAGACCUCCAGCAUGUCUACACGCAUGAGAUGUCUUCAAUGUGCGGGAUCAGACUGAACCGUGGACAGUAUCUGCUCUCAGGAAGUGUGAUGUCUGAGGGAUUCUUCAUCACACUGUGUGACUUUGUUGAGCACUGGGACAGACUCUCCUUAACGCAGAAGAAAAACCUCAAAUACAGAUAUCAGAUGGGAUGUAACUGCACGAUAUCCACCUGCACUGAACAGCCCUGUCACCCCAACAUAAAAAACGAGUGUAUCCUGACAGACUGGUCUUCCUUGUGGCCAUUUGAGGAUGGAGAGCCAGUACAUGAACAUGCCUGCAUCCGACACAGCGAUGGCUCCUGCAGCUGGUAUGAAGGAGGAACAUCCAAACCUUCUGACCAAAACACCACAGACAUGUCUGAAGGCUGAG
Molecule: messenger RNA, 723 nt
Organism: Danio aesculapii
Lineage: Eukaryota; Metazoa; Chordata; Actinopteri; Cypriniformes; Danionidae
Gene: timp4.1
Product: TIMP metallopeptidase inhibitor 4, tandem duplicate 1
Exons: 5
Coding region: 45-722 (225 amino acids)
Biological process (GO): negative regulation of endopeptidase activity; negative regulation of membrane protein ectodomain proteolysis
Cellular component (GO): extracellular matrix
Molecular function (GO): metalloendopeptidase inhibitor activity; protease binding
Source: RefSeq, a predicted model, not a curated record